AUGAUGAACCUUAUGGACUCGGAGAAUCGGGUCGUGCUGAACGUGGGCGGCAUACGGCACGAGACGUACAAGGCGACGCUGAAGAAAAUUCCCGCCACCCGGCUUUCCCGGCUCACCGAGGCGCUCGCCAACUACGAUCCGAUCCUGAACGAGUACUUCUUCGAUCGGCAUCCGGGCGUGUUCGCCCAGGUGCUCAAUUACUAUCGCACCGGAAAACUGCACUAUCCAACCGACGUGUGCGGUCCGCUGUUUGAGGAGGAGCUAGAAUUUUGGGGCCUCGACUCGAACCAGGUCGAACCGUGCUGCUGGAUGACCUACACGCAGCAUCGUGAUACGCAGGAAACGCUGGCCGUGCUGGAGCGGCUCGAUCUCGACACGGAGAAGCCGACGGAGGAGGAACUAGCUAGGAAAUUCGGUUACGAGGACGAUUAUCUUAAGGGUACGGUUUCCUGGUGGCAGCACACGAAACCGCAAAUUUGGUCGCUGUUCGAUGAACCGUACAGCUCCAACGCUGCCAAGAUUAUCGGUGUGAUAUCGGUGUUCUUCAUCUGCGUGUCCAUCCUGUCCUUCUGCCUGAAGACGCACCCGGACAUGCGUGUGCCGUACAUCCGGAACAUCUCGGUGAAGACGGCCCACCAGAACACGUCCUGGGUGCUGGACAAGACGCAAACGAACGCUCACGUGGCGUUCUUCUACAUCGAGUGUGUCUGCAACGCGUGGUUUACGUUCGAAAUUUUGGUACGCUUCAUUUCGUCCCCCAACAAGUGCGAGUUCGUGACAUCAUCUGUAAAUAUCAUCGACUACAUCGCGACGCUCAGCUUCUACGUGGAUCUGGUGCUGCAGCGGUUCGCGUCGCACCUCGAGAACGCCGACAUCCUCGAGUUCUUCUCCAUCAUCCGCAUCAUGCGGCUGUUCAAGCUGACGCGCCACUCGUCCGGCCUGAAGAUCCUGAUACAGACGUUUCGCGCCUCGGCCAAGGAGCUGACGCUGCUGGUGUUUUUCCUCGUGCUCGGCAUCGUGAUAUUCGCCAGCCUGGUGUACUAUGCCGAGCGGAUACAGGCGAACCCGCACAACGACUUCAACAGUAUCCCGCUGGGGCUGUGGUGGGCGUUGGUCACGAUGACCACCGUCGGGUAUGGCGAUAUGGCGCCGAAGACCUACAUCGGGAUGUUCGUCGGAGCGCUCUGUGCGCUGGCCGGUGUGCUGACGAUCGCCCUACCCGUGCCGGUCAUCGUGAGUAACUUCGCGAUGUACUACUCGCACACGCAGGCCCGAGCGAAGUUGCCAAAGAAACGUCGAAGGGUCCUGCCGGUGGAACAGCCUCGACAGCCUCGUUCUGCAGGUCAAGGCGGUGGCAUCGGUAUGCCCGGUUCCGGGCCGAUGGCGCGCCGCAUGAACCAGGUGAAGACGAAGGAUCUGGGCCCGAAGAUAGGUCCGAUCGGUGCCAGCAUUGUGGCGAUGUGCCCGAAAAACGUUGGCCUGCACACCAACCCGGCCCUCGCCAUGUGCAAGCCCACGUUCGAGAUGCGCCCCCCGACGGCCCCGCCCGUGCCGGCGAUGCUCGUACCGCGCGAUUCCGGCUACAAACCGAUCGUCCCGGCCCUACCAACACCGACCGCCGGAAGCACCACCACCACCACCGGAACCGUGCCCCACGCUGCUAGCGGCAACGCCACCAACAACAACAGCUCCGCGGUUACCAACAACAACACCAGCAAGAGUAGCCUACUUCUCCUCAACAACAACAGCAACAGCAGCAGCGGCAAGCUGCUUAGCAACAGCAACAGCCAGCACAGCAUCGUUCGAAGUGCAAGCGCCCAGCUCGGCCCGAACGCCGUCGUCAAGAGCAACGGCACCGCCAAGGAGGCGUCGGAGGAGAAAAGUUUUCUCUGAGCGUUUUCCACCCUCGUGCACGCCACGGUGGGUGUAGGGUGAAGCUUAAGCGAGUGUGUGUGUGUGUGUGUAUAUGCAUACUAUUCGCGCGUGCAAACUACACUGUAAAUAUCGUCGAUAAAGUUUAAUAAUAAAUUACCACCAAGUGGUCGCGUCGAGAGCCAAGUAAAUUUUCACUUUUCCUCAA
Molecule: messenger RNA, 2080 nt
Organism: Anopheles coustani
Lineage: Eukaryota; Metazoa; Arthropoda; Insecta; Diptera; Culicidae
Product: potassium voltage-gated channel protein Shaw-like
Exons: 7
Coding region: 1-1893 (630 amino acids)
Biological process (GO): protein homooligomerization; potassium ion transmembrane transport
Cellular component (GO): dendrite membrane; axon; neuronal cell body membrane
Molecular function (GO): delayed rectifier potassium channel activity; protein binding
Source: RefSeq, a predicted model, not a curated record